Erigeron canadensis is the source of this 817-nucleotide messenger RNA. RefSeq lists its product as uncharacterized. The coding region runs from base 208 to 711 and encodes 167 amino acids. The transcript has 3 exons. The record is from RefSeq and is a predicted model, not a curated record. NCBI's taxonomy places the organism in Eukaryota, Viridiplantae, Streptophyta, Magnoliopsida, Asterales, Asteraceae.
UGAGCAAAUGUGAAUUUACACUUUUCACUUAACGUUUGCUACAAGAGUCCUAGCUAGAGCAUAUAUAUAUGCCCAUCUUUCGACAUAUUUGAGUUCCGAAUGACCGCUUAAUUGGUGGAAGAACGGGGGUAUCAUCGAAUAUAAUAACAAUAAAACAUGCCAUGUGUUUGUGUUGUUAACCGGUCGAUCUGAAGAGUAAUUACCAUUAUGUACGAAAACCACCAUUUACAUUUCAUCAAGCAGACAAUGUUGAAGCAUGAAGAUACCUUUAGACACCAGGUGAGGGAACUUCAUCGACUGUACAAUGUUCAAAAGAAUUUGAUGGAUGACUUGCGAAAUGAUACUAGACAAAACAACAUUGAAUUCAGUCCGAGGGCUACUUUGGAUACUAACAACGACAAGAUAAUAUCUGGUUUGGAUAUUUUAAGACCAGAUAAACUUGAAGAAGAUAUGUUACGCGGAGACGAUAGUGGCACUGCCGAGGACCAAAUAGAGCCCCAUGACGUGGAACUAACUUUAAGUAUCGGCCCUAGCACUAGUAAGAGACGAACACAAAAUUGCUAUCAUCAUCAGAUGGGAGGCAACGAUCCAUCUAAGGUAGUUAUAAAACCAAAUUUGGCCAACUCAAGUACAUUAUUGUACAAUAAUAAUAAUCAAGAUAGCAAGAGGCCACAUUGGCUUUUUCAGGAUCUGAGUCUAAAUAGAACAUAACCAAAUUUAAUUUUAUUUGUUAUCUUCAUGUAUUUUAAUUUGAGGCGUUUUAAUUAGAUGAAUGUAUGUUUUGUACGUAGCAAUUUAUUAUUAGCCUUCUGUGAAA